CUCCUUCUGUACUAAUGGCAACGAAUGUAUUAGUCUGGCGACGGAUUGUGAUCGAUCUCAAGUACUGUAACCAUACACAACUUUAUGCCGGCUUACGACGGUUUCGAGACUCGAACGGUUUAAGGUCAUCAUGGACGGUAACGACGACGCCAACAUAUCAUUUAUCAUCAUGUUUGUCAAAUUCCCUGAGCUACGCCAUCUUAGUGCCCGCUAUCGUCGAUUCAGCACCAAUGUUGAAGCAGAUACGAAAGUUUUGCAAGAACUACUCAAGAACGGCACCUUGAAACCACACUCCAUUCCGUUGGAGCGAGUCAACAUAUACCACUAUUAUUUCAAUACCGAACCACAUCUCGACGCAUUCCAAAAGACCCUCAAUCGGAUAUCAAAGUUUCCUGUGCAUCUGGAUAUUCGGAGAUGUUAUGUGCCUACUACUACUACUACUACUACUACGAGUAGCAAUGGUGAUGGAGAUGCAAGGCAACAGGAGCAGCAAAGAUCAUUGGAAGAAGCGAUGGAAGGCGUAUCCAUAUCGGAAGCGUGUUAUAAUAUUGUAUCAAAAGAAGCACAGUGUUGGGCAUGUUUGCAUUCUUUUGAACGGUGUUGGAAGUGUGAAUCGAUAUGUGCUGCAUGUCAACGGACGCGAUUACCUCCAUUGGCAAACGAUCAAAAAUUGCAGGAUUUUCAACGUCGUCGCCGUGGUCGUCGUCAUACCCAACGAGAAAAAAACAAGUCCAUGGUAGUAUCAGCCGGGGCAAAUGAUCUAGCAGUUACAAUAACACCAACUACUGCCACUACAAACAGUUCCGUAAUAGACGAUCCAUCACUAGAAGAUGAAUUCAGUGUAUUUGAAUAGCAAUAAAAUUAAUUUUGCAUAAAUGUAAAUGUUUGGGCAAAGUAACGCUCUCGCUGUAGUUGUAUUUUUA
This is a messenger RNA of Zychaea mexicana, 923 nucleotides long. RefSeq lists its product as uncharacterized. The transcript is spliced from 3 exons. The record is from RefSeq and is a predicted model, not a curated record. Bases 131 to 853 code for a protein of 240 amino acids. Lineage: Eukaryota; Fungi; Mucoromycota; Mucoromycetes; Mucorales; Lichtheimiaceae.